AUGAGUCUUGAGCCAAUUUUUUCAACUUCAUACUAUGACAACAAAGGAACGUUUGCUGAGAAGUUGCAGAAAGAUACGUAUUUUUAUACAAGAAAGCUUGAGCAUAAUAGAAAGCAAUCUGAUAUUUUAAACCAAGAACUUGGAGAGGCACAGAAUAAAAUUUCAAUGCAUAAAGCCAAUCAACUUUCAAUGAGCGACUCUAAAUCAAAAAUGAAUUCAUUGAUAAAUAGAGCAGCCUGACUUGAAAAUCAGCUUGCAUAUGAGCAGAGUAAGUUAAAUAAAACUAUACUUGAAAACAAGUUGAUAAAAGAAAAAAUAGAGGCAUUAAGAAAGGAAAAACAACAUAUUAGAAAAAUUUCACAUAGCUCAAGCCAAGAGCUUGAAAGGAUGAGAUCGACUACUGAAGUAAUGAAAAUUAGGAAUUUAUAUUGCAAGUCUGAAACUGAAAACGUUUGUGGACAAAUUGAGUCCUCUAGAGAAAAUUUUAUGAGAUCAAAAUCUAGCAUGAGGUCACAAAUUUUGAAUCUUGAAAGCUAUGCUGCUGGCAAAUCACUUGAUGCUUCCCCAGCAAAGCCAGAGAUGAAGAGACCGAAAACUCCAAUGGAGCUCUAUAGCUUGCAUAAACAUUUGGCUGAAAAAUUUGGAGAACUUGGAAGAGGAAAAUAUAAUGAAAUUGAUAAUUUCAAGAAAAAUAAAAAGACGCUAAUUACAGCCUUUAAUGAGAUGCGGGGACAAGAUUUUUCAUGGAAUGAAGUUGUUAAAAUUUAUUUGACCUAUAUUAACCAGUACAACUCUCUAUGCAAAACAUUAGGGGAUUUAUCCGAGUCAAUUGACAAGGUAUCAGACGAAAUUAAAAGCACAAAGCAAGAAAUUCUUUCUCAAAAAUCAACUGCAGGUGAAGAAAUCGCUCUGUAUAAAUUGAAAUGUGAAGACUCCAAAAUAAAAAUUGCAAGCAUCGAAGAAGAAAUAGCAGUCAAGAAUGAGAAAACUGAAAAAUUGAAAAGCAAGUUCUCCUCGAUUCUUUUUCCUUUAUCUGCAAUAAGCAGGUGAUAUAAUAGUUUAAAAAAAGCGAAUCCCUUGCACAAUGAACCGAAUAAUGUAGAGAUGAUAUUUGAGUAUGCAAAAGAAGCUGAUAAUUUAAUCGGAAUUUUGGAAUUUUUAAAAAUUAUUAAACCGAAGACUGACUCCCCACUCUUUAAAUUGGAAAAAAAUAACUGUACCAAUUUAAAAAGGGCGAAUAACUUUUUGCAAAAAUUUAUAAAAUCUUUAAAAAUUUAAACACCAAUUUUUUAAAUUAAUUUAUUUAUUAAGAAUUAAUUCAAAAAAUUAAUAGAUUCAGUGCGAAAACUGCUUAAAAAAUAUUUUAAUUGCACUUUCCAUCUAAUCAGGUCUAAAUUUAUUUUUAUUAAAAUUAUUAAAAAAAAUUAUUCCAAUUCAAAGGGGCUAAAGUACCCAAAAAUGGAAAAUUUUACAGAUAUUUUGUCCAAAUUAAAAGGGUGAGUGAGCAAAAUAAAGAAGCGAAUAAAAGUACGACGAGGAGAACAUUUAAAGUAGGUGAGAUUGAAGGUAGUAACAAUGGAGAUGAAGAAAGACCACUAUCUUUGAAAAGGUUUAGAGCAGUUGCAAAAGAAAUUGCUUUUAAAACUAAUUAA
Messenger RNA from Blepharisma stoltei, 1652 nucleotides. Lineage: Eukaryota; Ciliophora; Heterotrichea; Heterotrichida; Blepharismidae. The record is from the annotation of a GenBank genome assembly.